Lottia gigantea (owl limpet) is the source of this 846-nucleotide messenger RNA. RefSeq lists its product as hypothetical. The transcript has 6 exons. NCBI's taxonomy places the organism in Eukaryota, Metazoa, Mollusca, Gastropoda, Lottiidae. The coding region runs from base 1 to 846 and encodes 281 amino acids. Gene Ontology annotation, molecular function: catalytic activity. The record is from RefSeq and is a predicted model, not a curated record.
AUGGGAUUAUUUCAGCCCUUUCGUUUUCAUACUUCUUUUCAUUUACGAAUUACAGGGAACCUUGAAUUGGCUCAACUGGGACCAGUGUCAUUGAUUGGUAUCAACAGACCAGAGAAGAGGAACGCUGUGGAUCCAACUACUGCCAAGGAACUAAUCCAAGCAUUCCAAAAGUUUGAGGAGGAUGAUCAGUCCAAAGUGGCAGUCCUGUAUGGAAAAGGAGGAUAUUUCUCAGCUGGUUUAGAUCUAAAAUCUCUGGCAGGUUCUGAAGCUAAUAUUAAAACACCUUCACCAAAGGAAGGGCUUGUGGCUCCUAUGGGUCCAUCAAGAAUGAUGUUGAGUAAACCAGUAAUUGGAGCUAUAUCAGGCUAUGCUGUAGCUGGGGGUCUGGAACUUGCCCUGUUGUGUGAUUUAAGAGUUGUAGAGGAGAACGCUAUUAUGGGAGUCUUUUGCAGAAGAUUUGGGGUACCUUUGGUGGAUGGUGGUACAGUGAGGUUACCCCAGCUGAUUGGUUUAUCUCGAGCAAUGGAUCUCAUUUUAACAGGUCGCCCCAUUGGUGCAAAAGAAGCUCUGGAAUUUGGAUUAGCCAAUAGAAUAGCACCACAUGGACAAGGGUUAAACCAUGCCAUAGAACUAGCCAAUGAAAUCUCCAAAUUCCCACAAAGAUGUAUGAAUACAGAUAGAAGAUCAGCCUACAAUUCAACUUUCAAUGCCAAGAACAUGACUGAGGCUUUACAAUUUGAGUUUGAAAAUGGCAUGGAAGUUGUUAAAGAGGAAGCUAUUCCAGGAGCUCAAAGUUUUAAAGAUGGCGUUGGAAGACAUGGUAGUUUCUCCAAAUUCAAAGAUUAG